Gamsiella multidivaricata is the source of this 599-nucleotide messenger RNA. RefSeq lists its product as uncharacterized. The transcript has a single exon. The coding region runs from base 91 to 345 and encodes 84 amino acids. The record is from RefSeq and is a predicted model, not a curated record. Lineage: Eukaryota; Fungi; Mortierellomycota; Mortierellomycetes; Mortierellales; Mortierellaceae.
CAACAAGCCAAUCCCGUCCUUGGUGCAUUCUUUUGUAUCGAGACAUAUACUCCUACAGCCCCUACCACCAUUCUCCUCACCUCUCUCGCCAUGCAAUAUAUCUUAUCACAAAUGUUCGCAGGAACCUUCAUUAUCUUCACCACCGAUGCUGCACCAGCCCCUACCUUGACCUUGUCCUACAAUUCGCCUCUUUCAACGGUACAACGCAUCGCGACCUCAACUCGUGAACUGAAUCCCACGUACAGCGGCAAGCCGCUACUCCAUCGCCAAUAUUCGCCAAUCUCUCCGUACAGCUACCAGACAUACCAAGCAUCUUCAUCCCCCUCGUUGAACACAGGGAAAUGAUGCACCGAACGCUGCCACCCACGGUUAUUACCACUAACCAAAUACCAGCACCAGCCGGAGCGACAAGCGGUAGCAGCAGCCACUCAAAUCGUCAUCACGGUGUCCUUUACUCCCCGAUUACGGAUCAAGUCAUGGAAAGCUGCUGGACUGAACGAUCGCCGUCUUUGCCAGAUACAUUCGCCCUCGAGAUCGGCAUUAUUCGCUUGUUUGCGAGGCCGUCCUUUAAAGACGAAAUUGAUGUGGUGACAGGCUGU